GUCUCCGCCGCUCCAUGGAGGGAAACGUGCGGGUGGCAUCACGGCUCCGAGAUGCUCCGAGCGCUGAACCCACCCCCACCAUGCUGAGUCCCAGGUGUGAAGCUCUCUGCACUGGCGUGGGGACAAGUCAGACAACGUGUUAAAAGCAGCCUCAUUUUGGAUUCCUUCAGAAGGAAAAGAAGCACAAAAGGAGACAAUUCCUUCUUGGAAUAUAACUGGGACCACUGGCAAGCAGCAGCAGCAGCAACCCCGUGCAUCCAGCCCUUUUUCCAGGUGUACCAAAAGAUGCUGGUGAACUGAAUUUGAGAGCUGCCUUUCCAAAGGUACCAUGGGAUGCUUCAAAUCUAAGUAUGCCUUCCCACACACCAGUGCUCUGCAGGAUGAGGUUGUUGGGGAAGGAUGCACUGGGGACAAGUCCUCACUGCUGGCAGGGGGGGAUGGAAAAGGUCCCCCCAGCAUUAUAGUUCAAGACUACGCCGACCGUUUCUCCCGGGAGAUCCUGGAUCAGGCCCUGAAGCAGCUGGCAGUGACUGAAAGCAAAUACAGUGACAUCCCUUACAUCGAGAGUGAUGUGCCCUGAGCCCAGGGGCUGCCUGCACACUGUGUCCUGUCUGCUGAGCUCUGUGGUGCUGGGACUGCACAUGAAGUAAAAUCACCAGUGAUUUAAGCAUCGUGCCACCUGUGUGAGUGUGUUCGCAAGGAGAUGCUGAAAAAAAAAUUAAUAAUAAUAAUUGCCUUUUAAUCUAUAUGGCUGAGAAAGCAAUGGGAUUACAGUAGGAGCUAAAUCAAGUGUCACUUGUUAAUCAGGAGUGUGUUGGUUGUAUUCUGUCCUUGUGUGUGUUGAAUGUCAUCAGGAAUUAAAGAAGAGGAGGAGAAGAAUGUGGCUGCCCUGCACCUGCACGAGCGCUGCCAGGGAGGCCCCAGAGAUGCUGAAGAAUGAAGUGUGGGUUAUUUUUACAGACCACAUAAAAAAUCAGGGGUCUGUUUGGAGGUGAAAAGAGAAGAUCUCCCUGCACUUGGUAAAAUUGUCCAGGUUUUGCUAGAGUGAAGCCAAGGCCUACAGGCAGCAAAGAUAACUGCUGCCCCAGAUUUUCCUUUGUUCCCUUGAGCUGACUAAACCAAAAUAAUUCCAUCAGUGAGAAGCACUUCACAAAACCAGGCAGCAUUCAGGGAACCAGGUAGAUUAUUUUACUAUUUCAACCUCCGUUCCUAAGUGAACCAGUGAGAAACAUGACACUGUUGUUAAGCAGUGCAUUAUAAUUAACAGAUGCUCUGGCUUCUGGAAAUGCAAGGAGGUUAUUCCUUAGCCUGGGGGAGCUGUGGCUGCAUUAGACUUGGGCCACUGCAUUUUCCUGCAGCUCCUGCAGGCUCAGUGCUACAGAAACCUGGAGCCUGAGCACUGAGUUAGUGAAUAAGCCUUAGGCCCAAAGCUAAAGGGCUACAUCCUGACCCAUUUUAUCCAGCUUGCACCCACACACUGCACCCUGCUCCUCCAGGGCUUGCAGUCUGCCCUGCCCUGCUCCUGCCUAGCAUUUGAGGUGAAUUAAUUACAGGUAUCUUAAGUGAUGGCCCUGCAGAUGCUGGGGCUUUUAGCACCUGUUUGUUCCUUUUUCUGUUAGUGGUGGUGUUGCUGUUUUCCUAAAUCAAAGUGCUUUCCUUUUUUUUUUUUUUUUUUUAGUUUGUUUUAUGGAAAGAUGCUUUCCAUACUGGCAAACACUGUUACUAUUUUUAAAAGGUACACACAGUUCCAGGGCUGAUACAAAGUGUGACUUUCCAAGCCAUGGCAAGAAAGAGGACCAUGCAAAGGGUUAUUUUAAAUGUUUUCUUAGACAUAAGACAGUCUCGGAAUUGAGCUGUUUUGCAAACUUUGUGACACAAACUCAGCUGAAAUUCACCUGUAUGGGUGGAGAAGUGGCUGUAUGAGAGCAUCAAAGGUGAAAAAAAACUUCUUUGUAACACAGCACAAGAUUACCAUUAAUUCACACUGCCCAGACCCUUCUGUUGAGACUGUUCUCAGGCUUUUGCUGAAAAAGGGAAAUGUUUAUGUUGUAAUGUCUUCUUUGAAGUAAUGUAGUCUUCUUGAAGUCCUGUGGGACUAAGGUAUUAUGGCCAUUUAAAUUCUGCUGCUAAGAGUGAUGUUCCUGGAAGUUGUAAAGUGUGUUAAACAUCCACUCAUACCCCCUGCAUUUGCUCUGAAACCCUCCCAUGCCAAGUAUUAGGGUGAAGUAAAAAGCAAACCACUGAUCAGAUUGUUAUAUAUUAAUUUGGAUAUUGCUUAACCACAGUAUUAAAGUAUUCUUAUUCCUAGGAGAGCUAAAAUCAAGCUUUAGGACAAAAAAAAAAAUGGUUUAAAAAUGUGAACACUGCCUAAGACCCCCAGGCUAUUUGCCAGCUAGGUGAACAGGACAGAAAAGAGGACUCACUCAAAGAGUUCUUUGAGGUGCAUCUGCCUACAGGUACCUUGGUGGGUGCUGCAGUGCUCACUCUUGCAGUGUCUCAGGUCCUGCCUUUGGGUGCAGCCUUAAGCCUCUGGCACUCCUGGAGUCAGAACUGAGCUGUUUGAAAGCAGCUUCUCCUCUGGCAGGCUGCCUCUGCGUGGCCCAACAGCAGGCAGGAACAGAAAAAUGACAGAAAACAGCCUCAGGUGAAAUCCCAGCAUCUGUACUGCUCCACACUUGGAAUUCCCAAGGUUACCCAGGUAUAAUUAAACUCCUCUUUGGAGCCCUUCUGCAGGGGAGGGCUGCAGGAAGGAGGGAGCCACCCAGAGUGUGACAGCCACCCCCCCGUUGCCUGCUGCUGUCACUUACCUGCAGCCACAGAGCUGCUCUUCCCUCAUUAAACCUUCAGCAGGGCCUGAAGUGUCCUUCCAGCUGCUUGAUGCUGCUUGCUGUGGCACUGGCACUUCAGGAAAAGUGUGCAGCAAGUGGGAAGCAAAGGAGCUUGCAAACAAGCAUGCAGACAGCUUCUCACCAGGAAAAUAAUCUCUUUGACAAGAUGCUCUCCUUAAUAAAUAAUGUACCUGCUCUUAAAAAAACCCAGACCCGUUCAAUACUACAAAGUGGUGGCAGAUCAAAGGAGGUCUCGUUCCAGAGUUCUGCUGGAUUUUAAAUAGGCACAAUAGUAAUACAUAAUAAAAAACAUAAAGACUUCUUUACCUUUAUCUGUUUACUUAUCAUGAGAUUACUCUAAACUGGGCAUUAGUCUGCUAAAACCCCUGCCAGUGGCUUUCCAGCUAUGUGGCCACUAAUUGUUUGUCUUGAUUUUGUGGAAUAAAGGCACUCCAGUAUGGGACUGGCAUGCUCUGCAAAACCAUUUACUUCUAUUUAGGAGUUAAAAAUAUGUUUGCUUUGUAUUUUCUCCAGGAAAUGUAAGUAAUAGUCUGAGUGGGUACUGUGUGACUGACCUGAUAUCCUAAUAAUGGCUCAACACUAUAAUACUAACUUCAGCACUUUGUAAAACUGACAUUUCUGGAGUGUGACACAUCAGAAUUCCCAAAUAAAACAUGCCACGAUAUAUUUUUUACAAUAUUUUUUUGUGGAAUAUAUUUUCUUCUGGACCAAAAUAAAAUUAAACUUA
Molecule: messenger RNA, 3576 nt
Organism: Calypte anna (Anna's hummingbird)
Lineage: Eukaryota; Metazoa; Chordata; Aves; Apodiformes; Trochilidae
Product: small membrane A-kinase anchor protein
Exons: 3
Coding region: 329-580 (83 amino acids)
Molecular function (GO): protein kinase A regulatory subunit binding
Source: RefSeq, a predicted model, not a curated record